CCCGCCCCGGGCAUGGCCAGGCUGGCUGCAUAAGGACAACCGUGUUUGUGCCGCCGCCACCACCCCUGCAGCACUCUCUUGCUCUUUGCCCACCCGCCCGCCUGCCCAGCCCGGUCCAGUUGCUGCCACCAGCAGUCUCUCAGCCUCUUCACCUCCAAGAUGCUCUGCCUGGAUCCACUGGCUACCAAGUGUGACUAUUCCCUCGGCUCCAAGGACCCGGAUGGAAAGGAAGGACCCUGGAAAGGCCUGCCUCCCACAGGCUGCUUCCCUGGGCCCUGGCGCCAGGAUGUUAGCCUGGACUGCAAGGGCUCCCCGGAAGAGGCUGAGGCUCGGGCCUGGACUGUGCACUAUUACAACCUCCUCCAGAGCUGUCUGCAGCAAGCUGGCCUUCCCGAGACCCAGGAUCGUAGCCAGGCACCUCGUCCAGGCUGCCCUGGGGCAGAGGUGACCUUGUGCAUUCUGGGUUCUCCCAGCACCUUUCUCUCUCUGUUGCUGGAGGGUGGGAUCCAGAGCCCUGGAAACAUGCUCCUUUGCUUGUCCCCUGCCUGGCUGAUGAAGGUGGCAAUUCCAGGCCGAGAGGGUGAGGCGGCCUUGUUGGUCUCCAAGGCUGUGAGCUUCUAUCCAGGGGGCCUGACAUUCCUGGAUGAUUUUGUUCCCCCUCGGCAUGCCACCUACUUCCUGGCCGGCUUGGGGCCAGGAUCCGGCCAUGGCAGAGAGGCAGCAGAGCUGGCUCGGAACCUCACCUGCCCCACAGGGGCCUCAGCAGAGCUGGCACGGCUGCUGGAGGACCGGCUGCUGAUGAGGUGGCUGCUGUCCCAGCAGAGUGGUGUGGCUGUGCCAGCUACCCUGGCUUUCACUUAUAGGCCUCCAGGGCUGCUCCGGGGAGGGGAUGCCAGCCCUGGACUACGGCUGGUGGAGCUGAGUGGGAAAGAAGGCCAGGAAACACUGGUAAAAGAGGAAGUAGAGGCCUUUGUGCACUCCGAGGCCUUGGGUGAUGCUGCACAGGUGGCUGUGAGGCUCAAUGGCUGGCGCUGGCGGGGACAGCAGGCACUGCGUCUGCACCUGCGGGUGGAGCCAUCCGCAGUGGCGAACGCAGUGCUGGCAUUGCUGGAGAAGCUGGAGGAGGAGGAGAGCGUCCUUGUGGAGGCCAUGUGCCCACCUGCCCGGCUGCCUUUACCAGGCAGUCCUGCACCUGGCCCUGAGCUGGCUGUGCACAUCUGCGCAGUGGUGUGUCGGAUUCAGGGUGAUAGGCCCCUUCUGAGUAAGGUGGUGUGCGGUGUGGGCCGAGGGGAUCGACCCUUGCGGCACCACUACACCCUGCCGAGGACACUGGGGGUGGCGCUGGCCCAGUGUGGCCUGGAAGAGGAGGCGCAAGUGGCGCUUCUGGGGCGGCGCAUCAAAGAAGCAGCUGAAGCCGCGUUGGCCGCAGUACUGGCCCUGGAGGCCGGACUGAGUGUGGAGCAGCGCGGUGGGCGCCAAGUGCAGACCGACUUCCUCGGCGUGGACUUCGUCCUCACAGUGGCCGGCCGCACGCUGACCCCCGUGGUCCUCAAGCUGAACAGCGACCUGUGUCUGGAGGCGUGUGGCGCGCUGGAGGGGCUGUGGGCUGCGCCGCGCCUGGGACGCUCAGCUGAGGAGGCGGCGGCGGCACCGCUGGUGGAGACUAUGCUGCGACGCUCGGGGCGCCGCCUCGCGGACGGCAAGCAGCUGCUGGUGAUCGGCGCGGGCGGUAUCAGCAAGAAGUUCGUGUGGGAGGCGGCACGCGACUACGGGCUGAAGCUGCACCUGGUGGAAUCAGACCCCAACCACUUUGCAUCCCAGCUGGUGCAGACCUUCAUCCACUUUGAUGUGACGGAGCACCGGAGGGAUGAGGAGAAUGCACGGCAGCUGGCCGAGCUGGUCCGGACACAAAACCUGAAGCUAGAUGGCUGUUUUUCUUUCUGGGAUGACUGCUUGGUGCUCACUGCUCUGCUCUGCCAGGAGCUGGGUCUGCCCUGCAGCCCCCCCGCUGCCAUGUGCCUGGCAAAGCAGAAGAGCCGUACCCAACUACAUCUGUUGCAGUGCCAGGGACCACCGUGGCCUGCAACGUCUCUCCACGCUGUGGCCUGCUGCCCAUUAGAGAGCGAGGCCGAUGUGGAGAAAGCCAUUUAUGAGGUGCCCCUUCCAGGGGUGAUGAAGCUGGAAUUUGGGUCAGGAGCAGUAGGCGUGCAGCUGGUGAAGGACGGGCCAGAGUGCCACGAGCACUUUUCCCGGAUCCUCCAUGACCUGCAGGGUGAGGCCGACCACCCAGGCAUUGGGCUGGGCUGGGGCAAUGCUAUGUUGCUGAUGGAGUUUGUCGAGGGCACAGAGCACGAUGUGGACUUGGUGGUGUUUGGUGGACGGUUGCUGGCUGCCUUUGUCUCUGAUAACGGCCCCACAAGGCUGCCUGGCUUCACAGAGACUGCAGCCUGCAUGCCCACUGGGCUAGCACCAGAGCAGGAGGCCCAGGUGGUGCAGGCGGCUUUUCGCUGCUGCCUGGGCUGUGGGCUGCUGGAUGGGGUCUUCAAUGUGGAGCUCAAGAUGACUGGGGCUGGGCCGAAGCUCAUCGAGAUCAACCCUAGAAUGGGAGGGUUCUACCUUCGAGACUGGAUCCUGGAGCUCUAUGGUGUCGACUUGCUGCUGGCUUCUACCAUGGUAGCCUGUGGCCUGCAGCCUGCCCUGCCUGCCCACCCUCGUGCCCGUGGCUAUCUGGUGGGCGUCAUGUGCCUGGUGUCCCAGCACCUAGAGCUGCUGAGUUCCCCUGGCGGUCGAGAGACUCUGCAAGCCCUCCAUGACCAGGGUCACUUGCGGCUCAACCUGCUGGAGGAGGCCCUGAUACCUGGCCAGUAUGAGGAGCCGUACUGCAAUGUGGCUUGUGCUGGGGCCAGCCCUGCUGAGGCUCGUCUCCGCCUGCUGGGCAUCUGUCAGGGCCUGGGCAUCGACAGGCCCAACUAUCCAGUUGCUCACUUCCUGUCUCAUUUCAAAUAGCACUGAGUUCCAGGAGCAACAGGGUUGAAGUGCUAGGGGGAGGGGGCCUGGUGCUCUGUUUCCCUUCUCUCUCUAUCACUUUGCCCAAAACCUGCUUCAGUACACUCCUGUGCCUCAGGUUUACUCCAGAGAAGCAGAGCCAUUUUGACAUCAAAGUCUUCUGGGUUCAAGGACCAUAAAACAAGUGUCUGGAAUUUUACUAGGUCCUCUUGCCUUCCAGAAAGCCUCCAUCUAGCCCCAGUUAUCUUUAGGACUCGAGCCUUUAAAGAACUAACAAACAGCAGCUUCAUCUCCACAUUGUCAGUGCCCAGCCCAGAUGGGAGUGGGUCCAAACUGAGGUCCCUCCCUAUACCCCUCCAACCCUUCAGUUUGUCUCUUCCUGUCACCUACAGGAGGAGAGAGCCUGCAUGGACCCAUGGCCUUGGACAAACCCCAGGAAAACUGAGAUUAGCGCUCCUGUCUUUAUGCAAAGUUCAUAAUAAUUGUAGAGCCUGCUGAAAAUGUCUAGCAGUGCUUUACUGUAUCUGUUGGCCUGAGCAGUAAAAGCAGAGGUCUGUGGUCAGCAAUAGGAGUAAUCACCUCCCUUCACACCUCCAGGCACACACUAGUGCCUCCAUGCUAUAGCUCAGAGAGGAAAAACGAGGGCCUCCAAGGUCCUCCCACAGCAGACAGCCUUUUCUGUUUACCGCUUUACAUGCUCAGUCAGCUUUCAGGACCUCUCUGCCCUCUACCUUCAUUCACAGCAGCACUCAGACUGCUGAACACCUCUCUUCCACGUACCACACAUGUUCUCUAUCAGCUUCAUGCUUUGGCCCCCAGCACACCUGACUAGCUUGGCCCUGGGAAUUCUGUCUACACCCCUUUUCUCACUCUGGGAAGCUACACUGACAAUGCCUGCCUCUGCCCAGCACAGGAGCCUUGGACAGCUCCCCAAAUAUGCCUACCCAAAUAAAGGCUUGUAAACUAAUAAAA
This is a messenger RNA of Meriones unguiculatus (Mongolian gerbil), 3978 nucleotides long. It is a transcript of the gene Carns1, whose product is annotated as carnosine synthase 1. NCBI's taxonomy places the organism in Eukaryota, Metazoa, Chordata, Mammalia, Rodentia, Muridae. The transcript has 10 exons. Gene Ontology annotation, molecular function: metal ion binding; ATP hydrolysis activity; ATP binding. The coding region runs from base 160 to 3006 and encodes 948 amino acids. Gene Ontology annotation, biological process: carnosine biosynthetic process. The record is from RefSeq and is a predicted model, not a curated record.